AUGGCGGCGGCGGCAGCAACGGCGGUCAACCGGCUUCCAAGCGCGAAGAAGAACAUUCAUUCGUUCGACAAGCUGCCGCCAGACGGGAACAAAAACCGGAACGAAUGGCAGCAGCCAGACGGAGGAGGCAACGGCGACUGUCUUUCAUUUAAAAGGGCUGAUUUCCAACGGUCGAUUGCGAUUCCAAUUCGAAUCACGGAAUCUGAGGCUAGGGUAUCAAUCACUAAAAACGAAGGACAUACUCUUCGGAAGGAGGCGUUCUUGAGGAGCUUCCUCCGCCAGCCAAAGUCCCCCUUUCUGAGGGUAUGCGCCAGUCGAAGGGGGACAGCCGUCAAACGUCGCCGAUACACAGACACCGAUUGGCCGACCAAUCACGUGCACUCCACUUCUCCUCCGAAUGACCAUCAUGGUCUCACUUUGAUUUUCGUCACCCACACGCUGAGAGUCAGCGGUGAUGGCAGCAGCUGGCAGCAGCAGUUCUUCCUGCACAUUGACAAACACCGGUCAUCGAGUUAUUACCGGCUGGUUGCCAUUACUGCCGUUAAAUGGCCAAACCGACCACUGUUGAUCGAUCGUCCCUCGGAGGUCACGGCGAAUGGUCAGGAG
Molecule: messenger RNA, 606 nt
Organism: Soboliphyme baturini
Lineage: Eukaryota; Metazoa; Nematoda; Enoplea; Dioctophymatida; Soboliphymatidae
Source: the annotation of a GenBank genome assembly